Vitis vinifera (wine grape) is the source of this 3484-nucleotide messenger RNA. RefSeq names its product protein PAT1 homolog. Gene Ontology annotation, molecular function: RNA binding. NCBI's taxonomy places the organism in Eukaryota, Viridiplantae, Streptophyta, Magnoliopsida, Vitales, Vitaceae. The transcript is spliced from 5 exons. Gene Ontology annotation, biological process: deadenylation-dependent decapping of nuclear-transcribed mRNA; P-body assembly. The coding region runs from base 286 to 2772 and encodes 828 amino acids. Gene Ontology annotation, cellular component: P-body. The record is from RefSeq and is a predicted model, not a curated record.
AUAUAUUUAUAUUUAAUAUGAAAAUAUAGUUUCCUUACUUUGGUAGGCUUUGAUUGUUUAUUAUCUUCUCUCCUUCCAUCUUCUUCAUUCACAUGAUAUGGGAGUAUGACCUAGGGUUUGAAUUCCAAAUAUCUCCUCAUCAAUGACUUGCCAUACCCAAUUCAGUGUACAGAUCUUUCCGCUAUCUUAUUGCAAGCCCUUCAAAUUUGUACUGUAAGGGGCCUUGUAGCUAGGUUUUUUUUUUUGGUUUUAGGGUUUUGUUUUGUUGAAAGGUGUAGAAUAGAUAUGGAAGACGGUGUGUUUGAGGGUGGUGGGGCUGGUAUUCAUGAGGCUUCCAAUCAUCCGGAUCUCAACCAAUUUGGAGAUACUUCCACAGUAUUUGAUGCUUCACAGUAUGCAUUUUUUGGUAAAGACGUCGUUGAGGAAGUUGAGUUGGGUGGAUUAGAAGAUGAAGAUUUGCCUGUAGCUGGGUUUGAUGAAGAGGAGUUCCUGUUAGACAGGGAGGAGGGUGAAGUUCUAAGGUCUUUAUCUGAUAUUGAUGAUCUUGCUAGUACUUUUUCAAAGUUGGAAACAGGUGUUAGUGGACCAAGAAAUGCAGGAAUUAUUGGUGAUAGGGGAUCCAGAGAAAGUUCUUCAGCUGCUGAAUGGGCACAGGAAGAGGAUCUACAUUACUGGUUUGAUCAACAUAUGUUUGAGACUGAAAGCCUUCAGGAUGGCAAAAGAUGGUCAUCACAGCCCCAUGCUUCUUCUGCCCAUCUCUCAGAAUUGAAGCCUCUGUACAGAACUUCAUCAUAUCCUGAACAGCAGCAGCCACAGCAGCUCCAGCAGCAUCAGCAGCAGCAGCAUCACUACUCUAGCGAACCAAUUCUAGUGCCAAAAUCUUCUUUUACUUCUUAUCCUCCCACAGGGGGCAGAUCCCUGGAGGGUUCACCAAAUCAUCAUUCACGCCACAUCUCUCAUCUUUCCGGCGGACCCCAGAUUGCAUUAUCUCCAUCAAACCUCCCUCCCUUUUCCAACCCUCAGCUUCAAUUGCCCAGCUUGCAUCAUGGGUCCCAAUUUGGUGGAAAUUUACCUCAGUUUGCUCCUGGUCUCUCUGUUAAUAGCCGACCACCAAGCCAAUGGGUCAACCAAACCAACAUAUUUCCUGGAGAUCAUCCCAGUAUCUUGAACAAUUUGUUACAACAACAAUUACCUCAUCAAAAUGGGCUAAUGCCUCCACAGUUAAUGCUGCAACAGCAGCCACAGCAGCAUAGACUGCAUCAUCCAGUUCAGCCUUCAUUUGGUCAUUUAUCAGGGCUGCAGUCCCAACUAUUUAAUCCCCAUCUUUCCCCAGCUCCACCCAUCAUGAACAAAUAUGAAGCAAUGCUUGGGAUAGGUGAUCUGAGGGAUCAAAGACCCAAGUCAAUGCAAAAAGGUAGACCGAAUCAUCGGUUUUCUCAACAGGGCUUUGAUACUAGCAGUCAGAAGAGUGAUGUUGGGUGGCCACAGUUCAGAUCCAAGUAUAUGACAGCUGAUGAAAUCGAAAGUAUCCUUAGAAUGCAGCUUGCUGCAACACACAGUAAUGAUCCAUAUGUGGAUGAUUAUUACCAUCAGGCUUGUCUUGCAAAAAAAUCUGCUGGAGCAAGAUUGAAGCACCAUUUCUGCCCAACUCACCUGAGGGAACUCCCUCCCCGAGCCCGUGCAAACAGUGAGCCACAUGCUUUUCUCCAGGUUGAUGCUCUUGGAAGGGUUCCAUUCUCAUCCAUCCGCAGACCCCGUCCUCUUCUUGAAGUUGACCCUCCAAAUUCAUCUGUUGCUGGCAGCACUGAACAGAAAGUUUCUGAGAAGCCUCUGGAACAGGAACCGAUGCUUGCAGCAAGAGUCACUAUUGAGGAUGGUCUUUGUCUUCUCCUUGAUGUGGAUGACAUAGAUCGGUUUUUACAAUUCAAUCAGCUCCAGGAUGGUGGGACUCAGUUGAGGCGGAGACGGCAGAACCUGCUGGAAGGGCUCGCAGCAUCACUUCAGUUGGUUGACCCACUUGGGAAACCUGGUCACACCGUUGGGCUGGCUCCCAAGGAUGAUCUUGUGUUCCUACGGUUAGUUUCACUUCCCAAAGGUAGGAAGCUUCUCUCAAAGUAUCUCCAGCUACUCUUUCCAGCCGUUGAGCUCAUCCGAAUAGUCUGCAUGGCCAUUUUCCGCCAUUUAAGGUUUUUAUUUGGGGGCCUACCCUCUGAUUCUGGAGCGGCUGAAACGACCACUAACCUCUCAAGGGUCGUUUCCUCAUGUGUUCGUGGAAUGGAUCUCGGUGCUCUAAGUGCUUGUUUUGCAGCAGUGGUUUGUUCAUCAGAGCAGCCUCCCCUUCGUCCUCUUGGAAGCUCUGCUGGUGAUGGAGCUUCUGUAAUACUAAAAUCUGUGCUUGAACGGGCAACUGAAAUUUUAACCGAUCCUCAUGUUGCUGGCAACUGCAAUAUGAAUAAUCGAGCCCUGUGGCAGGCCUCUUUUGACGAAUUCUUUGGCCUUCUUACCAAGUACUGCUUGAACAAAUAUGAUAGUAUAAUGCAGUCAUUGCUCAUGCAGGCCUCUUCAAACAUGACAGCUGUGGGGGCAGAUGCAGCUAGAGCCAUCAGUAGAGAGAUGCCAGUCGAGCUCUUGCGUGCAAGUCUUCCACAUACCAAUGAGCACCAGAAAAAGCUGUUACUGGAUUUUGCACACCGCUCCAUGCCUGUAAUGGGAUUUAAUAGUCAGGGUGGCGGCAGUGGCAGUCAUGUGAAUUCUGAAUCUGUUCUGAGUUGAUGCAGAAUCAUGGUGAAAUUUGACAGAGCUAGAGAAAAAGGAUUUCUUAAAAAGCAAGUGUCAGGAACUAGUGAUACUGGUGGAUGUGUUGCCUGCAUGCUUCCACACUCAAUCGAAUUAGGAGCAGCCUUGUGCAGUGAAGAAAAGCUUAAAGGGCAAGGGCAUGUUGUGAUCGGAGUCAGUUUAGAGAGUUAAGAUUUUCUUGUUCAUUCUGUCUCUUCCCUCAGAACUUUUGAACUGCUUCAUGGGGAGAAUAUCUGUAUUAUGUUGAAACACCCAUCUUUUUUUUUUCUUCGUCCCUUUUCCCUUUUCUUUUUUUCAAAUGGGGGAGCUUAUUAUAAUGCUCUGUCAUGGAACUCCAGAUAAAAAACUGGAGGCUUAGGAGGUGUAGAUGUACAGGGUUCAUUACAGAUUACUUGCCAUGUUCCUCCACUAUUAGUUUCCAGGACAUGGGAAGGAUUUUGAGCACGUCCAUCUGAAAGUGGUGUAUUUGAUUUGCUACUCUACUGGAAUUGGCCUGGGUUCUGUGAGAACGUCGUUUGCCGUGUUUUUAGACGGUUUGAUGGAAGUGUUCUUUCUUUGAACCUUCCUUUCAGUUUUCGUUUUCAGUAUCUUGUUCUCUCUUCCAUGUAUUAUCUACUGUAGACAGUCUCUAUUUGGUCUCUUUAAUGUUCAAAUGGUGCAUCCGUCCGGGGGGGUUCUUGCUCUGCAA